Molecule: messenger RNA, 218 nt
Organism: Funneliformis mosseae
Lineage: Eukaryota; Fungi; Glomeromycota; Glomeromycetes; Glomerales; Glomeraceae
Source: the annotation of a GenBank genome assembly
UAAAAGCUGCUUCCGAACUUCGGAGACAAAUUUUCAUAGUGAAGCCACCUCUUAACUCCAGAAGCGUAAUUUGCUUAAGAAAAAGCCGGCGGGCUUGUCUAUCGAAUCAAUCACUAAUAAUACAUCCGCCAGAAAUGGCGGCUCUCUACAUUGAUUUUUCCACUCGUCAAACUUUCACGGUUUUUCCAUUAAUAAGAAAUAGUUCAAGUUCGACAACU